GUUUGCGGUAAGCCUUGGCUACUGGCAUGACCCUUACAUCCAGCAUUUUGUAAGACUGUCUAAGGAGAGGAAGGCCCCCGAAAUUAACAGAGGAUAUUUUGCUCGAGUGCAUGGUGUCAGUCAGCUGAUAAAGGCAUUUCUACGGAAGACAGAAUGUCAUUGUCAAAUUCUAAAUCUUGGGGCUGGGAUGGAUACCACCUUCUGGAGAUUAAAGGAUGAAGAUCUUCUCCCAAGUAAAUAUUUUGAGGUCGACUUUCCAAUGAUAGUCACGAGAAAGCUGCACAGCCUCAAAGUCAAGCCUUUCUUAUUACAACCCAUUAUAGAAUUACAUUCAGAGGACCCACUUCAAAACG
This is a messenger RNA of Odobenus rosmarus divergens (Pacific walrus), 353 nucleotides long. RefSeq names its product leucine carboxyl methyltransferase 1-like. The transcript is spliced from 4 exons. The record is from RefSeq and is a predicted model, not a curated record. Gene Ontology annotation, biological process: C-terminal protein methylation. The annotation marks the transcript as partial. Gene Ontology annotation, cellular component: cytosol. NCBI's taxonomy places the organism in Eukaryota, Metazoa, Chordata, Mammalia, Carnivora, Odobenidae. Gene Ontology annotation, molecular function: protein C-terminal leucine carboxyl O-methyltransferase activity.